CAGUAGUCUACUAUCAUCUUCUCUCUCUCUCUCUCUCUCUCUCUCUCUCUGUGAUGGAACCGGAAUCUGGAGCUUCUACUUCUCGGAACCCUUCGCUGUUAUCAUGGGUGAAUCUCUCUAGGAAUCUAUUAUUAGCAUAUCAAAGCUUUGGUGUGGUGUAUGGAGAUCUGAGCACUUCACCACUCUAUGUUUUCACAAGCACAUUUCGAGGCAAAUUGCAGGAUCACCGCGAUGAAGAAACUAUAUUUGGAGCUUUUUCUUUGAUUUUCUGGACACUGACACUAAUACCGUUGAUUAAGUAUGUGUUCAUCCUAUUGAGUGCUGAUGAUAGUGGCGAAGGUGGAACGUUUGCUCUUUAUUCGCUGCUCUGCAGGCACGCCAAGUUUAAUUUGCUCCCCAAUCAACAAGCAGCUGAUGAGGAGUUAUCAUCCUACAAAUAUGGUCCCUCGCAACAGGCCAUAACCUCUUCUCCACUGAAGAGGUUUCUGGAGAAGCAUAAAAGGUUAAGAACGGCACUGCUUAUUGUGGUGUUGUUUGGUGCUUGCAUGGUCAUUGGCGAUGGUGUUCUCACCCCAGCAAUUUCAGUUCUAGCAUCUGUAUCAGGGUUACAAGUUACGGAAAGAAAAUUAACUGAUGGUGAGCUUGUCCUGCUUGCCUGUGUCAUAUUGGUUGGGCUGUUUGCUCUUCAACACAUUGGCACACACAAAGUGGCAUUCGUGUUUGCACCAGUUGUAAUCAUCUGGCUAUUAUCGAUAUUUUCUAUUGGGCUGUAUAACACAAUUUUUUGGAAUCCUAGAAUUGUUCGUGCAUUAUCCCCAUACUAUCUCAUCAAGUUCUUUAUCAAGACUGGUAAAGAAGGUUGGAUUUCUCUUGGAGGGAUACUUCUCUGUAUCACUGGAACUGAAGCUAUGUUUGCAGAUCUUGGUCAUUUCACUGCUACAUCGAUAAGGAUUGCAUUUGCGUUUGUUAUAUACCCUUGUUUGGUGGUACAGUAUAUGGGCCAAGCUGCUUUCUUGUCUAAGAACCUUCAAUCUAUUCAUAACAGUUUUUAUGAUUCAAUACCUGAACCUGUAUUUUGGCCUGUUUUUGUUGUUGCCACCCUUGCUGCUAUUGUUGGGAGUCAAGCUGUUAUAACCGCAACUUUCUCUAUCAUCAAGCAGUGUCAUGCACUUGGCUGCUUUCCACGAGUUAAAGUUGUCCACACUUCAAAACAUAUAUAUGGGCAAAUCUACAUCCCAGAGAUAAACUGGAUACUCAUGAUCCUGACUCUUGCAAUAACCAUUGGAUUUCAAGACACAACUAUAAUUGGAAAUGCUUACGGACUCGCAUGUAUGACUGUAAUGUUUGUGACGACCUUUCUGAUGACUCUGGUCGCAAUCUUUGUCUGGCAAAAAAGUGUUGUGAUUGCUAUAGCAUUCCUUUUAUUCUUUUGGGUGAUAGAGGGCACCUAUCUAUCAGCAGCAUUCAUGAAAGUGCCUCAGGGAGGAUGGGUUCCUCUUGUCUUAUCCUGCAUCUUCAUGGUUGUUAUGUAUGUAUGGCAUUAUGGUACUCGAAGGAAGUACAGCUAUGAUCUGCACAACAAAGUUUCAUUGAAGUGGUUACUGGGUUUGGGCCCAAGCCUUGGCAUUGUUCGAGUCCCAGGAAUAGGUCUCAUCUACUCAGAACUAGCAACUGGAAUUCCUUCAAUAUUUUCCCAUUUUGUAACAAAUCUUCCUGCCUUUCACAAGGUGUUAGUUUUUGUCUGUGUGAAAUCAGUCCCUGUUCCAUAUGUCUCCCCAGAAGAAAGAUUCCUUAUUGGUCGAGUUUGUCCGAGACCUUAUCGAAUGUACAGGUGCAUUGUCAGAUAUGGGUACAAGGACAUUCAAAGGGACGAUGGAGACUUCGAGAACCAUCUAAUACAGAGUAUAGCAGAGUUUAUACAGAGGGAAGCAGAAGAACCACAGUACUCAAGUUCUGAAAGCUCUUCGCUCGAUGGGAGGAUGGCUGUUAUAAGUACCAGAACCUUAGAAUCCACUGCAAGCUUAAUAGUUUCCGAGAUUGAGGAAAUUGGCGUGGACAGCUCCAUCCCCAGCAGUAAAUCUGUAACCCUGCGCAGCUUGCAAUCGGUUUAUGAUGAUGAAAGUCCACAAGUUAGAAGGCGUCGAGUAAGAUUUCAGCUACCAAACAAUCCUGGUAUGGAUCCUGCAGUUAGGGAAGAACUUGUGGAUUUGAUUCAAGCUAAGGAAGCUGGGGUUGCUUAUGUAUUGGGGCACUCAUAUGUUAAGGCUAGGAAAUCAUCCUCAUUCUUGAAGAAGCUUGUGAUUGAUAUCGGUUACUCAUUUCUACGCAAGAAUUGCAGGGGUCCUGCUGUGGCUCUUAACAUUCCUCACAUCAGUCUCAUUGAAGUUGGAAUGAUAUAUUAUGUUUAGUUUCUUGGUAAAAUUUGAUUUACAACUUCUUCCUGGCUGUAUAGAAUCUAUGCUCCAGGCUAUAGGUGUUAUUUUUAUUGCCUCGCUCAUGGAAAAAUGAGUAUGGCAGAGGAGGGUCUCUCUGAGAAAAACGCUUGUAAGGUUUAUGCUGCUCUCCUAAUGUGUAAUUAUAUUAUAUAGUUGCAAUAAUUUUGUAUUAGAAGUUUUU
Arachis ipaensis is the source of this 2616-nucleotide messenger RNA. RefSeq names its product K+ uptake transporter 3 (gene KUP3). Gene Ontology annotation, molecular function: potassium ion transmembrane transporter activity. Gene Ontology annotation, cellular component: membrane. Gene Ontology annotation, biological process: potassium ion transmembrane transport. NCBI's taxonomy places the organism in Eukaryota, Viridiplantae, Streptophyta, Magnoliopsida, Fabales, Fabaceae. The record is from RefSeq and is a predicted model, not a curated record.